Molecule: messenger RNA, 2379 nt
Organism: Artibeus jamaicensis (Jamaican fruit-eating bat)
Lineage: Eukaryota; Metazoa; Chordata; Mammalia; Chiroptera; Phyllostomidae
Product: disintegrin and metalloproteinase domain-containing protein 21-like
Exons: 1
Biological process (GO): proteolysis; male gonad development
Cellular component (GO): external side of plasma membrane; plasma membrane; sperm head plasma membrane
Molecular function (GO): metalloendopeptidase activity
Source: RefSeq, a predicted model, not a curated record
AUGUUUAGCCCCACCCUCUGCCACACCCUGUCACUGUUACCUAGUCCUCUCAGCGGACCCUCCCUGGGUAGGUUUUCUGUCACUAUCUCCUUGGUAGCAAGUGGCCUUGGCAGAUGUUUGGGGCCUGGCUUUUUUGAGGAUCCUCCCUUUCUCCAUUCCCACUGACAGUUGUCCCUGAGUGGAGACAUGAGGUGGGCAGAGGGUUCAGUCACCCUGAGGAUGCCCCUCUUGCUCCUUGGGCUCUGGGCGGUGCUGGCUCCAGCACAGCAUUCUCAAGGGCGUCCCUCAUGGCGCUACAUCUCCUCCGAGGUGGUGAUUCCAAGGAAGGAGCUGCAUCAUGGCAAAGGUAUUCAGACACCAGGGUGGCUCUCCUACAGCCUGAGUUUUGGGGGCCAGAGACAUGUCAUCCACAUGCGGCGCAAGAAACUGUUUUGGCCCCGACAUCUGGUGAUGAUGACUCAGGAUGACCAGGGAGCCUUGCAGGUGGACUACCCUUUUGUCCCUCUUGACUGUUACUACUUCGGCUACCUGGAGGAGGUUCCUUUCUCUACAGUCACCGUGGACACGUGCUAUGGGGGCCUUAUAGGUAUGAUGAAGUUGGACGACCUGGCUUUUGAAAUCCAACCCCUCAAGGAUUCCCAAAGGUUUGAACAUGUAGUUUCUCAGAUAGUGGCAGACACCAAUGCCACAGGACCCACGUAUACACUGAGGUACAAAGAAGAGAGACAUCCCCUUUUCUCUCAAGUGAAUGCCAGAGCAGACUCCAGGAUCAGCAGUAAGAUGUAUUCAAGCCACCAAGGACAUUUCAAAGGAUGUCUUAUAAGUGCCUAUUCAGUUUAUGUGCAGUACAAAAAUGUGUCAAAAUGUGCCAAAUUCCUGGUAAGUCUAGGUAGUUUAAUUGACUCUAUGCUCCAAGGUAUUGAUAUAAGGUACUACAUCAGCUCCCUAAUCAUUUAUACUGUGAGAGACCCCGUCGACAUGUUCAACUAUCAGGUGCCAGGGAGUCUGUAUCAUGACCAUUACAUACGUAACAUUUAUGGUCUACUUAAGCCACAUACAACCUUAAUUAUGAUUCAGCAUGGGCCCAAAGAUCAUAGUUUUGAACCAGUCAUAUAUGGUAUAUGCAAACCCACUAAUCUCCUCAUGAUGGGUGUUCUGUCAAGACAUUAUUUUUUGUUAUCCGUUUUAGCCACCCAAUUAACUGCGAGAAGUUUUGGUUUAUAUUAUGAUGAGGAAGAAUGUUAUUGCCAGAGAAGGGCCACCUGCAUCAUGGACAGGUUCCCUCUGAUGACAGAUGCCUUCAGUAACUGUUCUAUGGUGCAUGCAGCAAAUGUAGUUAAUUAUGACAGGAAGCACUGCAGCUACGAGAGUGACUUUCAGUAUUUAAAUAGAAGCCUGACAAUGGGUCUGUGUGGAAACUCUGUGGUGGAUGAUGGAGAGCAGUGUGACUGUGGCUCCUUCAAGCAGUGUUACAGCAACCCCUGCUGCACAAGUGACUGCAGCUUUACACCUGGAAGUGCUUGUAACACAGGCAGGUGUUGUACAAACUGCACCUACUCACCCCCGGGGACACUCUGCAGGCCAAUCCAGAACAUAUGUGACCUUCCAGAGUACUGCCUUGGGCGGACCUUCACAUGCCCUGAAGAUGUUUAUCUGCAAGAUGGAACCCCGUGUAGUGAAGACGGCUACUGCUAUCAUGGAAGUUGUACCGACCCCAGUGUGCACUGCAAGGAGAUCUUUGGCGAAGGUGCAGUGAAUGGUCCAUAUGCCUGCUACCUCAUAAAUAAAAAGGGAGACCGAUUUGGACAGUGUACAAGUGAUAAAAACGCCCAAUCGAGUUGUGCUGACGCUAACAUUCAGUGUGGACGCCUACAGUGUACUAAUGUCACACAUCUGCCUAGGUUGCAAGAACACGUUGGAUUCCAUCAGUCUGUAAUACAGGGGUCCUUUUGUUUUGGUGUGGAUUUACACCUUGGGUCAUAUGCAACUGAUGUUGGUCAUGUGAGACCUGGUACCCCCUGUGGUGGUGGGCAUUUCUGUGACAACAGUGUAUGCAAUGGUUCUGUGGCUGCCAUAAACUAUGACUGCUACCCUUCCAAAUGCAACCUCAGGGGAAUUUGCAACAGUAAAAGGAACUGCCACUGCCAUGUAGGCUGGGACCCUCCCCGGUGCAUCCACAAAGGUGCUGGAGGGAGUGUCGACAGCGGACCCCCUCCAAGAACAAUGAGGUCAGUGAGGCAAAGUGAUAUGUCUGUGGUAUACUUGAGGGUGGUCUUUGGGCGCAUGUAUGCCUUCAUAGCUGCCCUCCUUUUUGGAGUGGCCAGUAAUGUGAAAAUCAUCAAGACCACUGUAGUCAAGGAAUUGACAGGUGAAAACUAA